UAGAUUUUUAUGUCUUGCUCACUGGUAUAUCGUUGAAUUCAAACGGCGAAGCAGACUCUGUGAUUGAAAUUUCAACAUCAGAUCUAAGAUCUAAAGGACCUCUAGGACCCUGAUAUCUUAUUGCAGAGACCUAUAUAGAAAUGUUUGAUGGUCACUCAUCGGAAACUUGACACUGGACACAGGAUGGCCACAUAAUCUGUCACUUCCGCCUGUCCCGGACAAGCUACAGAUUGUCUAUGACGUUAGAAACAAUCAUAGGAUAUCUGAAAUAGUGAGAUGGCUGUGUGUACGAACGGUGGUCCAGUUCGUGAACAGCUGUAACCGUUUAACAAUUUUGGUGUUUGGCGUAAUCACCCCCACCACUAAAAGACGUAUGGAAGCUCGUAGAAAUUUAAUAUGUGAUUGACAAGGAACCAACCCCCACUAUAGACGUUUGGAAGUUCUUUAAAUAUUUGUCGUUAUAUGGAAAAUGUUAACCUGUCUCAGACGCCCGGAAGUAAACUGGUGUGGAGAUUUUCAUUCAAUUACGAUGUGUUGUGACUAAAUGUAAGUACAUAUGCACCGGAAACAGUCAUACACGUGCACAAUUUCAUGGUACCCAAGGAGUCUUGACUGUCUUGAAGACACAAAGACCUUACGGCACUCCUACACGAGGUUUUUAUCAUCGUAUACUUGGUCGAUAUUAACAUUCACUCACACUAUAUUUCAUGCAAGGAACAUUUUGUUUGAUCGAUGAAUUCUCAUAAUUUGCUCAUAUUAAUGACGAAAACAGCUAUUUUUCCGAACGGGAUUAUGUUGGUAGUAGCAAUAUUCUUUCUACUCUUUAACACGUGUUACGGUGUCGUUGUACAUUUCACCGAGGUAACGCCACCGUUGUCAUGGGAUGAAGCGUUUCUCUCCGGUAAGUGUCACAUCCAGAGUGACGUCACUGGUGACGUAGACUCGAACAGUGUGAAUUUCAAUCACGCACUUGACAACGUCACAGAGGCAUGGGUGGGAAUGUUCGCCUUCUCAUCGGAUACACUUUUAUUUGAAAGUUGUCGAGUAUAUACAGCGGAAAAUAUUCUCGCUGGAUCAACAGGCCAUUUUGUAUUUGAUAAUCAGACUGAUGUUUUGGGGUCGUGCUACCGUUUUUGUAACUCCUCUAGGUUUGGACUCUCAAACGACACGUGCUUUUGUCUCGAAGAUGACCUUGACCUCUAUCACCCUUCGAUUUUAGAAGGAACUAUGUGUCAGUCGGGCUAUGAGGCACUGUGCGGUUCAGGGCCGACGCUCUUUACGAGCAUCUCCAUCAUUUUACUUUGUACUUACAGACCUGUAAACGUCUCGGUCAGCCGCACUGGACUCGGGGACUGUGCUACAUACAACACAGCAAGUCGGCAAACAAACAUGGUGGAUUGCGCCCUCAAAAAGGACUAUGUGUGUGAUGAAGUGGGAAAAAACAAACAAAAAAUCAUUCCUAGCGAAACAGAGAGCGGAUGGUGGGAGGCAGCUCGGAAAUGUACCGAACUAAGGUCUUUCUUUGGUAACGAAACCUCUCUGACUCGUUAUGUUGAGUCGUCCAGUACAACUUUUGAUUCUUACUGGACAAACGUUUUCCGCAGAACAUCGUUCUCGUUUGAGUCACCGGGGGAAGUGGAACACGGGCGUUGCGUUGCCGUUCGAAAUAACUCAGGAAUCUUCACGUUAUUUGUACAGGCGUGCAAUUUGUCUCUACCAGCCCUUUGUAGCACCGUAAACACAAAAACUCCAACGCCUCUGAGUGAUGUCACCACUUUGGUCAAAACGGAUGUUACAACGCCUACGCGUGACGUCACAGGCGCUCCUAUAGUUCGUCUCGGUGAAACAGAACCAGUCUUGUGGCCUCUGGCUUUCGUUGCUGUGGGCAUUGUUCUCAUCGUUGUCGUUUCCGUGAUAUUAUACCACAAGAAACGAGUCUCUACUAGGGAAAUGAAAUCAUCUAAACUGAUAAAACACAUGAGCUACGGUUCAAGACUGGCAAAACCGGAAACCAAUCAAGGGUUUAAAUCGGGAAAUGCAUUGUCAUACGAGACGAGCUUCAUUGAAACGGAACCAAAUCAUGUUUCUAAAACAAAAACUGAAACCCUUUCAGUUUCAUCCAACAAUGACACAACAGAGAGUAAACAAGUUAAUACGACUGGCGCAGAAACACCACCAGACGACAUCUAUAACGAACUCAACGAGAAGAAAACGGACGAUCAAACCGAUGAUAUCUACGAUCACACACGUGACAUAAACGUACGUGACGAUACAUACGAUGGCUUCCGCCGUUCGGACUCUCUCGGGAAUAACGGAACGGCUGAUUGCUUGGAAUAUGAUACUAUGGCUAACAUUAAAGCUCAAAGCACUGGGAACAGUAACAUUUACGAUUCGUGUCUUGACAAGCGCACGACGAAUGCGGAAGUGACCGAUUUUAAUGAAUAUGAUUCUAUGGCCAAUAUCAAUGCAGAGAAAUAAGUGUUAAAUAAUUUAUGAAUGUUGUAUACAUUCGGAACCUUUCUGAAAAGCGACCAAUUAGUCCCUGGGAUCGAAUUUCUGAACAUUAAUACGCAACCAAUGCUCCACACAGAUUGAAAUGAAUACAAAUAUCUCGUUAACUUUAAUGGUGACAACGAAUUGAAAUGAAUACAAAUAUAUCGUUAACUUUAAUGGUAACAACGAAUUGAAAUGAACACAAAUAUCUCGUUAACUUUAAUGGUGACAACGAAUUGAAAUGAAUACAAAUAUCUCGUUAACUUUAAUGGUGAAAACGAACUGAAAUGAAUACAAAUAUCUCGUUAACUUUAAUGGUGAAAACGAAUUGAAAUGAAUACAAAUAUCUCGUUAAGUUUAAUGGUGACAACGAACUGAAAUGAAUACAAAUAUCUCGUUAACUUAAAUGGUGAAAACGAAUUGAAAUAAAUACAAAUAUCUCGUUAACUUUAAUGGUGACAACGAAUUGAAAUGAAUACAAAUAUCUCGUUAACUUUAAUGGUGAAAACGAAUUGAAAUGAAUACAAAUAUCUCGUUAACCUUAAUGGUGACAACGAAUUGAAAUGAAACGGUCGGACACAUCGACUUUAGCUCAACGUAACAUGUCGAUAGUGGUAACGCGUACAUCAGCUUCGUUACAGAGCAAAUCGUUUUUUAUCAAAUUUAUCCGAUUAUCCUUGCAUCGUGUAUAAAUCAUAAAAACAUUUUAUAGUCUUCGUCGUAACCGGAUUUCUGUCUUUAUACUAACUACCAUGAUUAAUAAAGAUUGAUCUUUUCUCUUUGCUUCUAUUGUUACUAUAUAUAUAUUGUGAUACGUAUCGUAUCGUGAUUACAAAUUCCUGAUACGUAUCGUAUCGUCAUGUUAAUGUAUCGUUGCAAUUUUAGUACGU
This is a messenger RNA of Mizuhopecten yessoensis (Yesso scallop), 3383 nucleotides long. RefSeq lists its product as uncharacterized. The transcript has 2 exons. NCBI's taxonomy places the organism in Eukaryota, Metazoa, Mollusca, Bivalvia, Pectinida, Pectinidae. The record is from RefSeq and is a predicted model, not a curated record. Bases 733 to 2478 code for a protein of 581 amino acids.